AUGGAGUACUCAGAGGAAGAUUGGGCUAGAGCCAGGGUUUCCCCGCCACUUCAUCGUGUCCGAAUGAUAAGAAGACGAGAAUUGGGACAGAUCAGGCCUGGAGCUGAGAUUAUUCAUGCACGACGUGAUUUCUUCAGAACGAUUCCACUCGAUCAUAUGGUAACUGUUCUCGAGCGAAAGCAGACUUAUCCAGUCGCUUGGUCUCCCGAUGGCCGUUUUCUCGUUUGUUUCAACAAAACAAUGCGAACUGUUCACAUUCAUCGAUACAUGGGAGUUGAGAAAGCCAUUGGUCAGCCACCCGAUGAGGCAUUCAAAAGGGUUCUUCCGAUUGUUGGCGAGAUGACACUUUAUGGUCAAUGGAUGGCAAAUGCACUUCUCGCAAAGGAUUUCGCGCUUUUCACGGAUGAUUCGCAACAUAUUGUCGUUUGCGCAAGUGCACCGGUCGGCGAUAACGUGAGCCUAAAUGCCGUGUAUCGAAACAACGAAUCACUCAAUUUGAGUCAAGGAUUAGAACGAUACGCUUUCAUCGUCAUAGACGUUCCGGUAGAGUUUUUGCAGAGAGUGGCUAUGUGUGACGUCUAUUCGUUUCCCGUCGACCGAAUCCAACAAAAUCAAGGCGUUUCAAUGCGAGGCCGAACUCUUUCCGUGUUAUCGUCACAACAUCAACAAAUUACGAUUCUGAAAAUCGAUGAACGAGGAAAAAUUGUUCCCUUGAAAACAAUCGGACCAUCAGUUCUAGAAGAUGAUGAAAUAUUUCUAAAAAUUGAAAAUGGGAACUUUGGACGAGCAACAGCUUUUUUGUCGGCAUUCAAGCAAAAACUGUUCACGUUUCUUUACAAAAGAUGCAAAAAUGAAGGCGACUUUCAAGUACAUCUAUUUCAUCGUGCAAUGGGAUCGUUGAGGCGACAGAAAAUGAGCAAAGCCCAUCUUUUGGACGAUCGCCAUCUAAUCAUACGAUUAUCUGAUGAAAAUGGAUUCAACAACUCUCAAAAUCCGCCAUUCUUCUCCGUAAUCUUCGAUUGGGUUUCAGGACAAGUCGUGCACGUUUUUCACGUCACGGAUUUUGUUGAUAAUCAAUACUUCAAGUUUUUCGAAAGUUUUGCUGAAGAGAUGACGACGAUAAUCUUGCGAGAGAACCCAUUUCCUUGGACGGCUUCCCAUUGUGCGCCGGUGAAUUUGAUGUUCCGCAAGAUCUGGGGCGAUCUCGAGAAGCAACCGGAAGACGCCGUCGGGAAUAAAACUUCCGAUCGUCUUCUCGAAUGUGUACGGCGAUUGGUUAGGACGGCGCCGUGGGGAUGUGCUGUACAACCGCAAUCGAGCCCAUACCUUGACCCAACUCUAUUCUUCAUCGAUGAAGUUGCUCUACAAGGAAUCCUUCGAGGUCGUUUUGUUUCAAAUCAAAUCAGUUGGAGAGUCCGAGCUGGUGCAUCGACCCAACUACUCUUCUUUAUGUCGGUUUCGAAUGAAGGCUUCAGCUAUGCGGCGACUCCCCAUCAAUUGUUAUCGUUUCAUCCCGAACACCCAUUCGCUUUGUAUAUUGAUCGUUCGAAUCAAUCGCUACCACUGACGAUGUUUCUACCAUCGGGAAUGCAAUUAGAUGGGAACACU
Mesorhabditis belari is the source of this 1608-nucleotide messenger RNA. Lineage: Eukaryota; Metazoa; Nematoda; Chromadorea; Rhabditida; Rhabditidae. The record is from the annotation of a GenBank genome assembly.